This is a messenger RNA of Coregonus sp. 'balchen', 13742 nucleotides long. The record is from the annotation of a GenBank genome assembly. NCBI's taxonomy places the organism in Eukaryota, Metazoa, Chordata, Actinopteri, Salmoniformes, Salmonidae.
AUGCCCCCCAACAGCAAGAAAAACCAGGUAAAGAAGCGGACUCUAGAGUUCUGGUCUACGGGGAAGGUACAGUAUAGAUACAGCCAGUCAACAUCUCACCUCAGAUUAUUUUUGCUCUGUUCCUUAGAGGCUGAAUUUGGCAAUAACAUAUUAACCUGCGUUUGCCUCUUGCUAAAUGUAGGGUGUCCCAUCAAAAACGCAUAUUUUGACCAAUGGGUAAAAUAAUAUGUUAAUUGUGUAGAUAAUCCUCUAAGAAAACCAAUGCUCCAAACCAUGUAUCUAUUGUAAGGUUCUGUAUUUAUUUUCUUAGUCAACCUUGUGUUCUUGAACGUAGCCCUGUCUUUCAUUUUUGUUUUUACUCACCUGGUCUCAUCAGCUCAGUUCAUUCUGUUUGUGCCUUGUGAGGUAUUGUUCGUUUUUGAUUCUACUAAGCCUUUUCCUAGCUCGUUUGUGAGAACCAGUUAUAGCCUUCAGUCCUAGUUUUGAUUCACCUGCCUGUUUGCCUACCGGUGUAUGACCAUUGCCUGCUUGUGACCACGAUUCCUGCCUUCUGUGAAGGCGAAAUAAACACCUGCCGCGCUCUACAUGUGAAUCUACACCUUUUUCUCCCUGAGUAUUCAUUACAGAAUACCUCACCUAAAAACUGAAUGGAUUCAGCGGAGCUACAGCGGCGCAUAACCCAGCAAGAGGAGCGUAUGGAGGAAAUCUGCCAUUUUCUCCGCCAGCCUAUCCCUACUCCUCCGAUGCCAGGUAUCGUAACCCGAUCACUCUCCUUCCGGUCGUCCUAUAGGAGACCUCCUCAUAGAACUUCAACGAGGACGCAAUUCAGCUGCUGAGUAUGCCCUUGAGUUCCGCACCAUGGCUGCAGGGAGUGGAUGGAGUGAGGCUGCUUUACUUACCGUCUACCGAAGAGGGCUCAACAGGGAACUUCAGGCAGAGCUACACUGUAGAUGUGAACUUCAGGAUUUAAAUCAAUACAUUCGUACGUCCAUCUCCAUCGACCACCUCAUCGCCACCCAGGAACCCGAAAACCUUCUCUUUCCAUGAUUCCGUCAUCCCGUCCGAGUCUUCCAGAUCCCAUGCAGUUGGGCCAUGCUCCUCUUCCGUGUAUCGAACGCCAAAGGCGGAUCCAAGAAGGGCUCUGCCUAUACUGUGGAGGGAAAGAUCAUCUACUCAGCCAUUGCCCUGUUCGCCCCCCAUGGAGAGAUGAGAAGGGUCCCUCCGCUGCCAUGCAGGUAGGCGUGUCCUUAUUUCUAAAUAUCUCCCAGAAGCAAUUCUCCAUCCCAGUAUUGAUAACCAUGAAGGGGGUUACUAAGUACGUAGAGGGCUUGAUAGAUUCGGGAGCAGCAGGUAAUUUUAUCGUCACCCAGCUAGUACAAGAGCUUGACAUUGAUCUAACACCUGUCACCCCUCCCUAACAGAUUAACACCCUGGACGGGCAACCAUUGGGCUCGGGCUUCAUUACGCACCUGACACAGAGCGUCACCCUCCAGAUUGGAGUCUUCGACACCAAAACCAUUUAACUCAUGGAACUCUCAUCCCCCAAACAGCCACUCAUCCUCGGACACCCCUGGCUUUGUCAUCACGACCCUGCCAUCUCGUGGAAACAAGUGAAACUACUGUCCUGGUCUUCUACCUGCUUCACCAGUUGUCUCAGCCUACCCUGCAGAGCCACCACCAUUGAGGACUCUGCCUCUGCAGUGCCACCCACCAUACCAUCUGAAUACGCCCAGUACAGUAAUGUCUUCAGCAAAAUCAAGGCCUCCACUCUGCCACCACAUCGCCCAGGGGACUGUGCUAUUGACUUACUCCCUGGAUUGUCCCCACCGAAGGGCCGUGUUUACCCCCUAUCUAUCCCGGAAAAUGAGGCAAUGGAGAAAUACAUUGAGGAAGCACUCAAACUGUUUAAUUUGUCCUUCUUCUUCCCCGGCUGCGUCCAGCUUCUUCUUCGUUGGGAAAAAAGGACGGUGGUCUCCGUCCAUGUAUUGAUUACUGUUCCCUGAAUGACAUCACGGUCAAUAACCGUUUCCCUCUUCCUCUGAUCCCAGCGACCCUUGAACAAGUGGGCCGCGCCAACAUCUAUACAAAACUCGACCUGCGAAGUGCAUAUAACAUUGUCCGUAUACAUGAAGGCGACGAAUGGAAGACGGCCUUUAUCACCACAUGAGGACACUACGAAUACCUGGUCAUGUCCUACGGCCCCCCGCUGUCUUCCAACCCUUUAUGAACAAGGUUUUCCAGGAUAUGAUCAACCGCUUUCUCAUCGUCUACAUUGAUGACAUCCUGAUCUACUCCCACUCCCUGAAGGAACACAUACAGCAUGUACAAAGGGAUCUUCAACGGCUCCUUGACCAUAACCUUUAUGUGAAGACUGAAAAGAGCACCUUCCAUGUAACCUCGGUAAACUUCCUCGGUUUCGUACUGACACCUGGAGGGGUCAGCAUGGAUGACAACAAAGUCACCGCCAUCAGUAACCGGCCCAAACCCACCACCAUUAAGGAACUCCUUUUCAUUGGGUUCUCCAACUUCUGUCGCCGGUUAAUUCUGAACUUCAGUUCUACUGCCGCUCCCCUCACUGCCCUUACCAGCCAAAAGACCCGGACCCUUCAAUGGUCUGAUACCGCCCUGACUGCUUUCAACAACUUGAAACGUCUCUUCACCUCAGCUCCUGUCCUUCGCCAACCUGAUCCGACCCUUCUUUUCACCAUGGAGGUGGAUGCCUCUGAAGUAGGUGUAGGAGCUACAGUGAGGGACAAAAGUAUUUGAUCCCCUGCUGAUUUUGUACGUUUGCCCACUGACAAAGAAAUGAUCAGUCUAUAAUUUUAAUGGUAGGUUUAUUUGAACAGUGAGAGACAGAAUAACAACAAAAAAAUCCAGAAAAACGCAUGUCAAAAAUGUUAUAAAUUGAGAGGGAAAUAAGUAUUUGACCCCCUCUCAAUCAGAAAGAUUUCUGGCUCCCAGGUGUCUUUUUUUACAGGUAACGAGCUGAGAUUAGGAGCACACUUAAAGGGAAUGCUCCUAAUCUCAGUUUGUUACCUGUAUAAAAGACACCUGUCCACAGAAGCAAUCAAUCAAUCAGAUUCCAAACUCUCCACCAUGGCCAAGACCAAAGAGCUCUCCAAGGAUGUCAAGGACAAGAUUGUAGACCUACACAAGGCAGGAAUGGGCUACAAGACCAUCGCCAAGCAGCUUGGUGAGAAGGUGACAACAGUUGGUGCAAUUAUUUGCAAAUGGAAGAAACACAAAAGAACUGUCAAUCUCCCUCGGCCUGGGGCUCCAUGCAAUAUCUCACCUCGUGGAGUUGCAAUGAUCAUGAGAACGGUGAGGAAUCAGCCCAGAACUACACGGGAGGAUCUUGUCAAUGAUCUCAAGGCAGCUGGGACCAUAGUCACCAAGAAAAAAAUUGGUAACACACUACGCCGUAAAGGACUGAAAUCCUGCAGCGCCCGCAAGGUCCCCCUGCUAAAGAAAGCACAUAUACAGGCCCAUCUGAAGUUUGCCAAUGAACAUCUGAAUGAUUCAGAGGAGAACUGGGUGAAAGUGUUGUGGUCAGAUGAGACCAAAAUCGAGCUCUUUGGCAUCAGCUCAACUCGCCGUGUUUGGAGGAGGAGGAAUGCUGCCUAUGACCCCAAGAAUACCAUCCCCACCGUCAAACAUGGAGGUGGAAACAUUAUGCUUUGGGGGUGUUUUUCUGCUAAGGGGACAGGACAACUUCACCGCAUCAAAGGGACGAUGGACGGGGCCAUGUACCGUCAAAUCUUGGGUGAGAACCUCCUUCCCUCAGCCAGGGCAUUGAAAAUGGGUCAUGCAUGGGUAUUCCAGCAUGACAAUGACCCAAAACACACGGCCAAGGCAACAAAGGAGUGUCUCAAGAAGAAGCACAUUAAGGUCCUGGAGUGGCCUAGCCAGUCUCCAGACCUUAAUCCCAUAGAAAAUCUGUGGAGGGAGCUGAAGGUUCGAGUUGUCAAACGUCAGCCUCGAAACCUUAAUGACUUGGAGAAGAUCUGCAAAGAGAAGUGGGACAAAAUCCCUCCUGAGAUGUGUGAAAACCUGGUGGCCAACUACAAGAAACGUCUGACCUCUGUGAUUGCCACCAAGGGUUUUGCCACCAAGUACUAAGUCAUGUUUUGCAGAGGGGUCAAAUACUUAUUUCCCUCAUUAAAAUGUACAUCAAUUUAUAACAUUUUUGACAUGCGUUUUUCUGGAUUUUGUUGUUGUUUUUCUGUCUCUCACUGUUCAAAUAAACCUACCAUUAAAAUUAUAGACUGAUCAUGUCUUUGUCAGUGGGCAAACAUACAAAAUCAGCAGGGGAUCAAAUACUUUUUUCCCUCACUGUAUACUCUCUUAGCGGGUGGGAACACCUCCAAAAUCACAUCCCUGUGCCUUCUUCUCCAGGAAGUUAUCCUCCGCUAAGAGGAAUUAUGAUGUAGGGAACAGAGAACUCCUCGCCAUCAAGCUGGUCCUCGAGGAGUGGCGCCACUGGUUGGAGGGCGCACAACAUCCCAUUCUCGUCCUAACAGAUCAUCGUAAUCUGGAAUAUAUCAGAGGGGCCAAGAGGUUAAACUCCAGACAAGGCCGCUGGGCUCUCUUCUUCCCACGCUUCCAUUUUCAUGUUACUUACAUCCCUGGAAAGAAAAACGUAAAAGCUGAUGCUCUCUCCCGCCAGUUUGACCUUCCAACCAGUAACUCAGACCCUACACCCAUUUUUCCUUCCUCUUGCAUUAUGGGACCGGUACUAUGGGAGGUUCACUCUGCCAUACAAGAAGCCCUAACCUCAGACCCGGCUCCUCCUGAGACACCAGCUGGGAAGAGUUACGUACCAGCAGCUGUUAGACACAAACUGAUGCAAUGGUGUCACACGUCCUUGGGGUCAGGACAUCCAGGCAAUUCACGAACCACCGAACUUCUAGCCCGUAAGUUCUGGUGGUCCUCACUGGCAUCCGACGUAAGGGAUUACGUACUCUCCUGUCCAGUCUGUUCCCAAACCAAAAGCCCUCGUCAUCACCCUUCCGGUAAGCUUCAACCUUUGCCAAUCCCUCACAGACCCUAGUCCCACAUAGCUGUUGACUUCAUCACAGACCUUCCUGAAUCCUCUGGUAACACCACCAUCCUUGUCAUAGUAGACCGUUUUUCAAAAAUGUGUCGUCUGGUUCCUCUUCCUCAUAUACCUAACGCCAUGGAAUUGACUGAGUGUAUGUUCCAGCAGGUGUUCCGUCUGUAUGGGAUUCCGGAGGACAUUGUCUCUGACCGUGGGCCCCAGUUUGUCUCCCUGGUGUGGCGAGCCUUCUGUGACCCUUGGGGUCGCCCUCAGCCUCUCCUCCGGGUACCAUCCCCAGACCAACGGGCAGACGGAACGCCUGAACCAAGAAAUAGGGAUGUACCUCCGCCAACAAUGUUCUGCCUCGCCACACGACUGUAGUCGGUUUAUGGCCUGGGCCAAAUACGCUCAGAACUCAUUCAUGCAUUCAUCCCUCCGCCUUACUCCGUUUCAGUGUGUACUUGGUUACCAAUCCCCCAUGUUUCCCUGGGAGGCGGAGCCUGGUACUGUCCCAGUUGUCGACGACUGGUUUUGGCCUUUUUUUUGUUCUUUUUUUUUGUUGUCAUUUAGCAGACGCUCUUAUCCAGAGCGACUUACAGUUAGUGAGUGCAUACAUGAGAAUGUUUUUUUUUUUUUUUUUUUUUUUUUUACACUGGCCCCCAGUGGGAAUCGAACACACAACCCUGGCGUUGCAAACGCCAUGCUCUACCAACUGAGCUACAUCCCUGCCGGCCAUUCCCUCCCCUACACUGGACGACGCUGGGCCAAUUGUACGCCGCCUCAUGGGUCAUAGUGAGUGGGUAUGGGAGACCGCUCACCGGCAUCUGCAGGAAGCCUCUAAUACCCAGAAACGCUUUUCCGACAGACGCCGCCGACCUACGCCACUCUUUCACCCCGGACAGCGUGUGUGGCUCUCUACCAGAGACAUCCGGCUCCGCCUCCCCUGCAAAGAGUUCUGUCCUCGCUUCAUUGGUCGCUUCAAGAUAACCCAUCGCAUCAACCCUGUCAUGUACCGCCUCCAGUUACCCCGUCAGUAUAAAAUCUCCUCGUCCUUCCAUGUGUCUCUGUUAAAACCGGUCACCUACAGUCCUCUUCAUCCUCCAGUCUCAACCCGCAGUGCGCCCCCACCGUUGGAGGUUGGAGGGGAACCUGCCUACGCCAUUCAGGCCAUCCUUGAUUCCAAACGCCUGAGAGGUCGCAUCCACUAUCUAGUGGACUGGGAAGGUUAUGGGCCUGAAGACCGGUCCUGGGUCCUCAACUAGGACCUCCUCGACCCAGAGAUGAUUCAGGCAUUCCACCGUGAUCGUCCCGCUCCCCGACCUCGGGGUCGACCCCCAAACAGACCCACUGGACAUCAGCCUCGACGCAGAACGUCGGGUCAGUCCACGACCUUGUCGAACCAGCCUGCCGGACCUCGCCCCCGAGGUAGGCGGCCGCAUCUGCUCCCCCGCCCGCCUGCUCCACCCUCCAGUGCCGUUGGGUCGUCAGGAGCCUCCCUUUGGGUAGCCCUGUUUCUUUGUGUUCUUGAACGUAGCCCUGUCUUUCAUUUUUGUUCAUUGAUUUCACCUGUGUUAGUUACUCACCUGGUCUCAUCAGCUCCUUAUUUAGUUCAGUUCAUUCUGUUUGUGCCUUGUGAGGUAUUGUUCAUUUUUGACUCUACUAAACCUUUUCCAAGCUCGUUUGUGAGAACCAGUUAUAGCCUUCAGUCCUAGUUUUGAUUCACCUGCCUGUUUGCCUACCGGUGUAUGACCAUUGCCUGCUUGUGCCCACGAUUCCUGCCUUCUGCGAAGGCGAAAUAAACACCAGCUGCGCUCUGCGCGUGAAUCUACACCUUUUUCAUUACAUCUAUCAUAAUCCGUUCAAAAGUUAUUGCGUUUUUACCCUUGUAGGAAGGCCAAAAUUAGCCUGAAUAAAUCAAUGGAGGCCAGAGAAGAAAAGUUGUAAAAAAAUAAGGUGAAUUACAAUGCAUUGUGUCAGCUAGGCUGGAUGCUGUGCAAUAAUGAAGUACCUGACAGGCUCACUUUCCCAUUGAACUCAUCAUCUUUCUUAUCGAAUCCGCAGGACAUAAAACAAUAUAGAGGUAAGAUAUAAACUCAGCAAAAAAAUAAACAUCCCUUUUUCAGGACCCUGUCUUUCAAAGAUAAUUUAAAAAAAUCCAAAUAACAUCACAGAUCUUCAUUGUAAAGGGUUUAAACACUGUUUCCCAUGCUUGUUCAAUGAACCAUAAACAAUUAAUGAACAUGCACCUGUGGAACGGUUGUUAAGACACUAACAGCUUACAGACGGUAGGCAAUUAAGGUCACAGUUAUGAAAACGUAGGACACUAAAGAGGCCUUUCUACUGACUCUGAAAAACACCAAAAGAAAGAUGCCCAGGGUCCCUGAUCAUCUGCGUGAAUGUGCCUUAGGCAUGCUGCAAGGAGGCAUGAGGACUGCAGAUGUGGCCAGGGCAAUAAAUUGCAAUGUCCGUACUGUGAGACGCCUAAGACAGCGCUACAGGGAGACAGGACGGACAGCUGAUCGUCCUCGCAGUGGCAGACCACGUGUAACAACACCUGCAUAGGAUCGGUACAUCCGAACAUCACACCUGCGGGACAGGUACAGGAUGGCAACAACAACUGCCCGAGUUACACCAGGACCGCACAAUCCCUCCAUCAGUGCUCAGACUGUCCACAAUAGGCUGAGAGAGGCUGAACUGAGGGCUUGUAGGCCUGUUGUAAGGCAGGUCCUCACCAGACAUCACCGGCAACAACGUCGCCUAUGGGCACAAAACCACCGUCGCUGGACCUGACAGGACUGGCAAAAAGUGCUCUUCACUGACAAGUCACGGUUUUGUCUCACCAGGGGUGAUGGUCGGAUUCGCGUUUAUUGUCGAAGGAAUGAGCGUUACACCGAGGCCUGUACUCUGGAGCGGGAUCGAUUUGGAGGUGGAGGGUCCGUCAUGGUCUUGGGCGGUGUUUCACAGCAUCAUCGGACUGAGCUUGUUGUCAUUGCAGGCAAUCUCAACGCUGUGCGUUACAGGGAAGACAUCCUCCUCCCUCAUGUGGUACCCUUCCUGCAGGCUCAUCCUGACAUGACCCGCCAGCAUGACAAUGCCACCAGCCAUACUGCUCGUUCUGUGCGUGAUUUCCUGCAAGACAGGAAUGUCAGUGUUCUGCUAUGGCCAGCGAAGAGCCCGGAUCUCAAUCCCAUUGAGCACGUCUGGGACCUGUUGGAUCGGAGGGUGAGGGCUAGGGCCAUUCCCCCCAGAAAUGUCCGGGAACUUGCAGGUGCCUUGGUGGAAGAGUGGGGUAACAUCUCACAGCAAGAACUGGCAAAUCUGGUGCAGUCCAUGAGGAGGAGAUGCAUUGCAGUGCUUAAUGCAGCUGGUGGCCACACUAGAUACUGACUGUUACUUUUGAUUUUGACCCCCCCUUUGUUCAGGGACACAUUAUUCAAUUUCUGUUAGUCACAUGUCUGUGGAACUUGUUCAGUUUAUGUGUCAGUUGUUGAAUGUUAUGUUCAUACAAAUAUUUACACGUUAAGUUUGCUGAAAAUAAACGCAGUUGACAGUGAGAGGGUGUUUAUUUUUUUGCUGAGUUUAUAUAUUUUUUUCUAGCUCCUCAACAGUCAGAACCCCACCUUGGGCCAGCCUCCUCAGGACUGGGACCCUCAACACUUCUGGGAGGACGUUUGUCUGCGCCUCUUCUCCAGGUAAUCAUCUUGACCCAAAUUAUACAGUUCACACUCUCUUUUGAGAUUAUUUUUGCUGAACUGCUCGUAUAGUUUAAAACAAUAUUAAUUUAAUACAAACUAUCUGAUCUCUCUGUGUUUUAGUGCUGAUGGUCAACAGAUGGAGUUCCAUGGUUCUGAGCUGACCAGCCUGUGUCUCCUGGCCCUGGCGAGGGACGAGAGGCUCCUGUUGAGCCCCAAUCUGGACCCUCCUGGCCUGAAGGCCCUGUCCUCCCCCACGGCCUGGUGCUGGUAGCAGUAGCAGGGACCAUACACAGAGACACUGUCUGUCUGGGAGUCUAUGAACAGGUGUUUGGCCUUAUCCGCUCCCCACUAGAACAGAACAGCUGGAAGAUCAAGUUUGUCAACCUGAAGAUCAGGGGGCAGGAUGCCCUGGAAGGAGCAGAGGAACUGGCCUCGCCUGCGCUGACCUGUAGCUCCACUGAACUACAGCUGCUCUGCAGAUGAUCAGGGACCUGGGGUGCAUGCCAAUAUUCUAAGUGUCUUCCUCUCCUCUUCUUCAUCUGCACUGUUUCGAAAGAACUUGACAAGUGAAAGUAGAUUGCUGGUGUAGCCAUCAACCAUAUUGCUUUCACCUAUCCUGGGUUUUUAGGUCAAUGCAGAUGAAGGAGAGGAGACGAGGAGAGAGCCACUUCAGAUUAUUGAGAUCCACACCUGGUGUCACCAAGAUCAGGGCUCUGCUCUGUAGACAAUAAGGGAGUGGUGGUUAGAGAUAUGCUUGUGAGAGACGUGAGAAUGAAAGCCAAAGUGCACUCAAUACAUUAUGCAAGUAAUGUAAUUGUCAUGAUGGGGUAAACAUACAUUUUAUGCUUUGUUUUCUUCAACAAUACUAUAAAGUGAGUUAUUAUUUACUGCUGCAUCAAGAAGACAAAUACAUUUAAAAUGUUGCUAUUAAUACAGUAUUCCAGGAUAUGUUUCAACGUGACCAAGACAAAGGAGAUGAUUGUGGACUACAGGAAAAAAAAGAGGACUGAGCACGCCCCCAUUCUCAUCAACGGGGCUGUAGUGGAACAGGUUGAGAGCUUCAAGUUCCUUGGUGUCCACAUCACCAACGAACUAUCAUGGUCCAAACACACCAAGACAGUCGUGAAGAGGGCACGACAAAGCCUAUUCCCCCUCAGGAGACUGAAAAGAUUUGGCAUGGGUCCUCAGAUCCUCAAAAAAUUCUACAGCUGCACCAUCGAGAGCAUCCUGACUGGUUGCAUCACCACCUGGUAUGGCAACUGCUUGGCCUCCGACCGCAAGGCACUACAGAGGGUAGUGCGUACGGCCCAGUACAUCACUGGGGCCAAGCUUCCUGCCAUCCAGGACCUCUAUACCAGGCGGUGUCAGAGGAAGGCCCUCAAAAUUGUCAAAGACUCCAGCCACCCUAGUCAUAGACUGUUCUCUCUGCUACCGCACGGCAAGCGGUACCGGAGUGCCAAGUCUAGAUCCAAAAGACUUCUCAACAGCUUCUACCCCCAAGCCAUAAGACUCCUGAACAGCUAAUCAUGGCUACCUGGACUAUUUGCACUGCCAUCUUUUUCAAUUAUUUAUGCAUAGUCACUUUAACUCUACCCACAUGUACAUAUUACUUCAACUACCUCAACUAGCCGGUGCCCCCGCACAUUGACUCUGCACCGGUACCCCCCUGUAUAUAUAGCCUCCCUACUGUUAUUUUAUUUUACUUCUGCUCUUUUUUUCUCAACACUUUUUUGUUGUUUUAUUCUACUUUUUUAUUAAAAAUAAAUGCACUGUUGGUUAAGGGCUGUAAGUAAGCAUUUCACUGUAAUGUCUGCACCUGUUGUAUUCGGCGCAUGUGGCCAAUAAAAUUUUAUUUUAUUUGAUGUUUUGGUUUACUCUCCAUGUAAUGGGAAAAGCUUUCUUGGUUGGUGCAGGAAUGUGUGGUAUCCACGAUUCUUCUGUUCUCUCAUUUGAGCUGUUUUCCCCUCAAUGACCUGGGAUCUGUGCCUGAUCUAAAAUAGUCUAUAAGCAAGCAGAAGCAUGCCUCUAUCAUUUGUAACUGUAUUAUAUUUUAAAUAUGUAUUAUACCUGUACGAAAAAGAAAUACAAUUUCUGGUGUACUGUUUGCUUCACUCUGUAGCACCUGUUAUGUAUAUAAUCAUAAUAUUAACUGUAUUGAUCUUGAUCAGGUAUGUGACUUAUUUAGCUAGUCCUAUACGGUCUCUUUCUUUCUCAUGUGCUUUAUGUUACCUUUCCUGCCUCGCCUCCAGACCGUAGUCCAGGGCCAGCGCAAUGUAUGCUCUGGGGUAAUUCCCACAUUUGGGGAUCUUAUCCGCUGCUAAUGACGAGUUAGUCUGGAAUUUCACUGAAGUAGUUGACAUUUAUUAAACUUUUACACCAUGUGAGGUAGUCUGUACUGGGCUAACGGAGCAAAAAGAGCGUGGCUCACAGUUCGGCUACAUCUAUGCCACCACAACAAUUGCAUCAAAAACGAAAGUUAACUUACUACGUUACCCAUAAUGCACUUUAGUGUUUCAAAGCUAUACCCCUACUUUACCAACAUUUAUAUAGGCUUAAAUUCCACCGAAGUUGCAUAACUUUUCAACAUUUUGUACAAUAAUUGUGCAGUAGUAGACCACCAAUACAUUGGUUAAUAAACCAAAUAUUUAGCGUUUUGUACAGAGGUUACCAUGGUUUCUUAUUUUCGGAAUUGAAACUGAAAGUUCCUAGAUAUGCUCUGUUGAAACGGAAAUGGUUAGAUUGUCAUUACUGCUGGCAUGAUCUGACAGCAAGUUGCUACGAAAAGUUUAAGCACCCAUUUCUGAUUUUAAAUUAGCUCUUUAGUUUUGAAGAUGUCAAGAUUGAAUUACAAGGAGAGAUAUGGUUGCAGACAGCUUUUGGGGAUGAUGACAGAGGAUGACAUAUCCUCACUUCGAUUUACUGUCACUAAUAAAAAGACAGAUCUUUUCGAGACCACAUCAGGUAGGGUCGGGAGUAAAGUUUUUUUAAAAGCUAGAAUCCUUAGUUGCUACAUCCAUAUUUGGAUUUAUAAAUUAAUAAUAUAUACCCAUUGAUUCUUGAAGAAUAUAACUUAUAAAUGUCUCAUGAGCUUUAGUUCAGCAGUUGUACCCCAUCAGAAACCAAAGUAUAAGCUUGUUUUACUCUAAUGUUUGUAAACAAUGUAAACGGAAACAAACAUUGUAUAGCCUAAAAAAUAUAUAAUUUUAAUAUCAUGGAUGGUCAGUCGUUGCAUCCAUAGAUCUGAAUUUGUGAGUGGUUACAUUUCUCCAGGGCCAUCCCUCAGCUUUUUACCAAAACAGAAGUGGGGUGUCCGAUUUGUAUUUCUUUCAUUUAAGGAUUCAAGCUUUAAAAACAUCUGUAUUAAAACAUGUGAAUACAUUGUUAUACAAUUAGUUAAUUUAGCCUGCAAUGCAAAGUUUUAGAUCAUGUGGAUAAAAUGUAAUUGCAAAUAAACAAAAAGUGCACCUUCUUAGCUCCAUGUAUUAAAGGUAGACCCAGCAAUAUCAUCAUAGCAGGGUGACUAUUUGCAGACAUCAACAUCAACAACAGAAUUCAUGUACAUGCCAUUGCCAAGAUUGCCAGACAGUUCUUGUGCCCUACCUUGAGGCAUACCCUAUACUCACAUCACCAGAUAAAUCAUGUUUGAUGACUUUCAAACCAUGGGUGUAUUCAGAAUUUGUCGUGUUGUAAAAAAGUAUUUCCAUAAUUUACCAAUGAAUAUCCAGUGGUGGUGUGAAAAGCUUUAUCUGUAAUUAUGCUGCUCAGAAAUAUGAUAUCUCAUUAGAGUCCUUGGGUCGUAUGCUUAUGUUACAGAAUCAAUUGAUGCCAUCCUUUCAAACACAGAGAAUGCAGAGGCAUUCCUGAAACGCAGGAAAGUUCAACGUGACUUCAUAUUCAGAUACCUGACGGAGGACGAGGGGGUUGUGAUACCCAAAAACAGCAACAAAGACCAGCUAGUGAAGAAGGCUCUUGAGGUCUGGACUAUUGAGAAGGUAUUUUUGGAGCAGAUACAUUUGGACACGUAGGGAACUAAGAGAUAAGGUAAAUAAACCAGUUUCUAUUGUCUCAAUUAUCCUCAGGUGCGUCCACAAGCUUAUAAAGAUGUCUCCUUCAGUGCUUUAACAAGAGCAGCAAAUUCUCAGAUCGGAUUUAGGCUUCAAACAGCACAUGUCCCCCCUCAACCUGUCUACUCUAAGCCAAUCUACACAUCCCAGGUAAUAAUAAUAUCAAUCCUAAUUCUAUGGCAAGAAGGCAUGCAGUGUAGAAAGUAAUUUCGCUUCAGUUCUUGAUAAUGCGAAGCUUUGGCCAGAACAGUUAUUCUGUUUUUUAAAGAGAUAUGUUCUUGUCUGUAGAUGUCGGACCUUCAAAGCCCAGCAACUGAGACCAAUCCAGGACCAGCUAUGACUAAUGUGAGACAAAUUGAGACCAGUUUCAGACCAAUUGGUCUGAGAACAAGUGAGAGUGUCUCUGUUUCCUCUGAGGCGACAUACAGUGCUGGCUUUGACCACCUGACCUUGGCCAGACAGUUUUGUCAGUGGUUCUUCCAGCUUCUCAACAGUCUGAACCCCUCCCUGGGCCAGCCUCCUCAGGAGUGGGGACCACAACACUUCUGGGAGGAUGUGAGGCUACGUCUCCUCUCCAGCGCCGGAGAGCAGUAUACAGAGGAGUACGAAGGAGCAGAGAUGGUCAGCCUGCGUCUCCUGGCCCUGGCGAGGGACGAGAGGCUACUGUUGAGCCCCAACCUGGAGCCUGGUGGCCUGAAGGCCCUGUCCUCCCCCCACGGCCUGGUGCUGGUGGCUGUGGCAGGGACCAUCCACAGAGACAGAGAAUGUGUGGGCAUUUAUGAGCAGGUGUUUGGCCUGAUAUGCUCCCCACUGGACCAGAACAAAUGGAAGAUCAAGUUCAUGGUCAUGAAGAUGAGGGGCCAGGAGGCUCUCAGGGCGGGAGAGAUGCUGCUGUCUCCAAUAUUAACAUGGGAUUCCAACGACCUGCAGCUCCUCUGUAGAUGA